Messenger RNA from Vigna angularis (adzuki bean), 3683 nucleotides. RefSeq names its product actin cytoskeleton-regulatory complex protein PAN1. Lineage: Eukaryota; Viridiplantae; Streptophyta; Magnoliopsida; Fabales; Fabaceae. Gene Ontology annotation, cellular component: nucleus; plasma membrane; cytoplasm. The record is from RefSeq and is a predicted model, not a curated record. Gene Ontology annotation, biological process: endosomal transport; endocytosis. The transcript has 14 exons. Gene Ontology annotation, molecular function: calcium ion binding; protein binding. The coding region runs from base 181 to 3375 and encodes 1064 amino acids.
UUGGUAACCGGAGAGGAUUAAAAUUGUCCGUUGGGGAAAAAUGAGAAGGAGGGAUGAUCUGUAAUUUUGUUGUUGGGUGAGUGCGUCGAUUGGAUUGGAGGCGGAGACAAUCGAAGUGCAAACCAAGGGAUUCAUCAAUUCUGUUCUUCAGAUGGUUUGGCGGUGCUGUUGAAUUCUGCAAUGGCAUCGGCAGCGCCUAAUGUCGAUCUAUUCGAUGCUUAUUUUCGACGCGCCGAUUUGGAUCGCGACGGCCGUAUCAGCGGUGCCGAGGCCGUCUCCUUCUUCCAAGGCUCCGGUUUGCCCAAGCAUGUCCUUGCACAGAUUUGGGCAUUUGCAAACCAAAGCCAAAGUGGUUUCCUUGGCCGGGCAGAGUUUUACAAUGCCCUCAAACUUGUUACUGUGGCACAAAGUAAGCGGGAACUAACCCCCGAUAUGGUAAAAGCAGCAUUGUAUGGCCCGGCUGCAUCUAAGAUUCCUGCACCUCAAAUUAAUUUCAGUGCCACAGUUGCACCCCCUGUACCUGCACCUGCACCUGCACCACAGGCGGGUCCUGUUAAUCCUUUGUCCCACCAAAAUCUUGGACCAAGGGGGGCAGUUCCAAAUCUCAGCGUUAACCGACAAAACCUUCCUUCUCUGGGAAGUCAGUUGGGGAGGCCUCCAGCUCCUAAUCUACCACCUGGUAUGGCUGUUGGUGGAGCACGCCCUGAAACCCUCAACGUAUCAGGUUAUGGGUCCGCUGGCAAGAUGGGUGAAGCUCCAGAACUAACUUCCUCUCCGAUAGCAGUCAGAGGAAUUAGUUUCCCAGCUACGCAGGAGGGGUUUGGGCCUGCAACCUCUGGAUCAAAUGCGGCACGGCCACCUGGCCAAUAUCCUGCCUCCAGCAUAAAGCCGUCAGAUCAAAUCGUUAAGGAUUCUAAACCAGUCACUGUUAAUGGUAAUGCCCCUGAUUCAUUUUUUGGAGGUGAUUUAUUCUCAGCUAAUUCGUUUCAGCCCAAGCAAGUUAGUUCUCUACAAGGAUAUUCUUCUGGCAGUUCAGUGCUUUCUUCAGCUAUUGUUCCUGUAUCCGAAGGAAACCAGCCUUCUAUUAGGACUACUACCCCUGAUUCUUUGCAGAGCUCACUUGUUGUAUCCCAUCCUGUUGGUGCUCAGCUUCAGAAAGCCCAGCCUGUGAGUGCUCAGCUUCAGCAAGUCCAGCCUGUUGGUGCUCAGCUUCAGCAAACCCAGGCUGUGGUAAAACAGGACCAACAUGUCCCAGUCCAAACACAUAACAUGCUGAAUUCAUCUGGAACUCCUAGGAGAUUGCAGGAUUCUGCUUCCAGUCAGCCCCAGUCUCCAUGGCCAAAGAUGGCACAAACCGAUGUUCAGAAAUAUAUGAAAGUAUUCAUGGAAGUAGACACAGAUAGAGACGGGAAAAUAACUGGGGAACAAGCACGGAACCUAUUUCUUAGUUGGAGGUUGCCAAGAGAGGUUUUAAAGCAGGUCUGGGACUUAUCCGAUCAAGAUAAUGAUAGCAUGCUUUCUCUCAGGGAGUUUUGUAUUGCGUUGUACCUAAUGGAGCGACAUAGAGAAGGACGUGUUCUUCCAGCAGUACUUCCUAGUAAUAUCAUGGUUGAUUUACCAACUAGUGGUCAACCUGCUGCUCCCUACAGUGCUGUACCUUGGGGAAAUCCGUCAGGUUUUCAACAACAAGGGAUGACUGGUUCUGGGGCUCGACAAGUGAAUCCUGCUUCUGGUCGGCCGCCAAGGCCAGCUGCUGUCUCUCAGUCUGAUGAAGGACCUCAGAACAAACCACAGAAAUCUAGAAUUCCAGUCUUGGAGAAGCACCUCAUAAAUCAGCUGAGUUCAGAUGAGCAAAAUUCAAUUAAUUCAAAGUUUCAAGAAGCAACAGAAGCUGAUAAGAAGGUGGAAGAACUUGAGAAAGAGAUUGCGGAGUCCAAAGAGAAAAUAGACUUCUGCCGUGCAAAAAUGCAAGAACUUGUUCUAUACAAAAGCAGAUGUGACAAUCGGCUUAAUGAGGUCAUAGAAAGAAUAUCAGCUGAUAAACAUGAGGUUGAGAUUCUAGCAAAGAAAUAUGAAAAUAAAUAUAAGCAAGUAGGAGAUUUAUCAUCCAAGUUAACUACUGAGGAAGCCACAUUUCGUGACAUACAGGAGAAAAAAAUUGAAUUGUAUCAAGCGAUUGUAAAGAUGGAACAGGAUGAAAAAGGUGAUGAAACUCUGCAGGCUCGUGUUGAUCGUAUCCAAACGGACCUUGAUGAGCUGGUGAAAUCUCUGAAUGAGCGGUGCAAGAAGUAUGGAUUACGUGCUAAGCCCACAACAUUACUGGAGCUACCCUUUGGCUGGCAACCCGGAAUCCAAGAAGGAGCUGCUGACUGGGAUGAAGAUUGGGAUAAGCUUGAAGAUAAAGAAUAUGUUUUUGUCAAAGAACUCACUCUUGAUGUCCAAAACACUAUAGCGCCUCCAAAGCAAAAGUUGCCAUCAGCUGUGAACACAAAAGCUGUGAACACAAAAGCUGUGAACACAGAAGCUGCGAACACAAAAGCUGUGAACACAGAAGCUGUGAACACUGACAGUCCUACAUUUGCAGCUUCUCCUAGGAGUGAUGACAAGUCAGAAAAGCCACAGACUACCAAUGAACAAGUUGGCAAUGGAUCUGUUUAUAAUAAAAGUGAAGAUGGGUCUGCAAAAAGUGCUCCCAGUAGUCCAUUUGCAAGCAGUGCUAUUGGAAGUCCACAUGGGGACUUUGCUGAUUCUGACUUUAGAAAAACUACUGGUGAAGAUAGUUCACCCCGUGAUCAUACCAUACAAGAAUCCCAAAGUGAUCGUGGUGAUGUGAAGUCUGUGUUUUCUGGAGACAAAAAUUUUGAUGAACCAAAUUGGGGAACCUUUGACGCUAAUGAUGAUAUUGAUUCAGUUUGGGGAUUCAAUGCCAAUAGCACCACUAAGGAGGAGAGAGAUUUUGAGGGAGCUGGAGACAACUAUUUCUUUGAUUCUGGAGAACUGGGCUUAAACCCCAUCAAAACAGGUUCACCACAGGUUGGUGAUCCUGUCCAGAGGAACAGUGGAUUCAAUUUUGAUGAUUCUGUUCCAAGCACGCCACUUUUCAAUUCUAGUAGCUCUCCGCAAAGGCCAAAAGAGUGGUUGGAAACUGCUUUUGACUUCUCAAGAUUUGAUUCUUUCAGAACACACGACAGUGUACCUCUGCCUGCUAGGGAGGCGACAGAACAAUUUGAUUCAGUACGCAACAGUGUGGAUUUUGAUCAUGUUCAUGGAUUUCCAGCAUUUGAUGACUCCGAUCUCUUCGGCUCUGGGCCGUUUAGGACUUCAUCGGAUAGUCAAACUCCCAGAAAAGAAUCUGAUAGUUGGAGCGCAUUUUAGCUUAGCAAAUUCACACAAUGCAUUAUUUGUAGUUUUGGUGGAGUGGGUUGUCUGUUAGUCUUACUAUUUGGACCUGUUAUAAGUGUAAUGUAUUAUCUUUAUUUUAUCCUGUGUAUUCUUUGUUCCUCACUUUUUUUCUUUGGGGAAGGGCGCGGCAUUGUCUCCACUCCAGCAAUCUCACUUCCCUUAAUUGAAACUGAAGGCCUGUCUAUAUUUUUGGUUUGUUGGUUGAUACUUUUCCAUACUCCUGCACAAGAGAUUGUGGUAUUGAUGACUGUCUCAUUUGAGUGAUGUUUGCUCAGCGGAAU